AUGCCCCGGGCCCGGGCGCUGAAAGUCGUCAAUUGCUAUCGCGAGUACGGGCCGGCCUGCAAUUGGUAUCAAUUCUGGUUGUCAGACUGGCUUGAGGUGGCCGCCGUCUGGACACAUUUUUGCAUCUUCCCGAUGUUCUACGCGGUCACGUUGAUUGCGGGCAUGAUAUCGUACACCUGCAUCCCCCUGGGUUACCAGCUCUCUCGUGUCGUCCAGGUGCCCAUCGUCGCCUUCUUCACGGAGGUCACGAUGUUCUACCUGGGCUUCGAGUCGCUGUGCGAAUUCAUCGCGAUGGCUGUCACCACGUCGCAGUUUGGCGGGAAUUUGUAUGACCGAGAGCUCCACUCGACGUUCCGCUUCUGCUGGUAUGGCUUCGCGACGCUGAACACCUUCCCGUCGUUCUACUUCGUAAUCCGCUCCCUUCGCCGUGCCCGCCAGCUCGUCGCCGAA
This is a messenger RNA of Mesorhabditis spiculigera, 450 nucleotides long. The record is from the annotation of a GenBank genome assembly. Lineage: Eukaryota; Metazoa; Nematoda; Chromadorea; Rhabditida; Rhabditidae.